ACUCCAAACUUCAGAAUGGUUGUGUUCAUAUAGCAGUAAUACUGUUAUGUUUGACUACAAUGAUGAGAAAAUUUGAUGCCAUGUGACACGACUUUGAUCAAAUCCUGUGUUCUGACUGCUCAGAUUUGCACAUUUUUUUAAAUAUAAAACCUGCAGCACUUUUAUAUUGUCUCUACAUCUGUCAUUUAACCAGCUGAGCUCAGUUCGUUUGUUCUGAUCAGAGCUUCUACUGUAUCAGUAGAUUACAUCUGAGGUGGAAUUCAAUUAAAUGUGUAACCUUCAGUGACCUCUGACACACUCAGUCCUCCUCACCAGCAGGAGGCGCUGCAGCCGUGAAGUUUGUCUGCAGGUGUGAAGUCUGAGCUCGGUUCAGUCACUUCAUACAGCUACAGGUGUCCUCCGAUGAAGCAGUUCAGACACUCCGCUGGAUCUGAUGUCGGAGCUGCAGCUGGAGAAUGACCCGUAGAGGACAAUAAGGGAGUUUGUUCGGGCUCAGGUUGGAAGUUUGAAUCCCACCCGUUGCUCCAUGUGACGCCCAUCAGGAGAGACUCUAAGACAACAACCAUGAAGCGAAACAAGCAGAUCAACAUUAGACAUGCUCUUGCUCUGGCGGGCACCUUUAGCUUCCUGUCGUGCUGCACUAAAGCCUGCCUGCUGCCCUUCCUCACCCUCUACUUCAGACAGCUGGGCCUGAACCCGGCCAUGACCGGCAUCAUCAUGGGGACCAAACACCUGGUGUCUCUGGUGUGGAGCCCUUUGGCCGCUCUGCUGUCCAAGCACUACAACAAGAGGCGGGCGGUGAUCGUUGCGUCUCUUUUGUCUUCGGCGGUGGUCGCUCUGCUGCUGCUGCUUCUGCCGCCUGUAAACGUGCACAUGCAGGUCAGCAGCUGCAACAUGUCGGCCCUGAGAGUCGAUCCGACGCAAAGUGUGGAGACCAAAGUGCUCACGAGUCGUGUCUCACCUGGAACUGCAUCAACUGAGACACACCCAGAAGCUCCUGUUUCCCUGUCUGUUGUCCCUCCUGCUGUCAACACAGUCAAAGAUACAAUAUCUGUUGUUACGACGGGCAAAUCUUCACCGCAUCUGCAUGAUCACCCCCAUGAGAAUACAUCAGUGGUGGUACACAAUAGUCUCACAACAGAAUCCAGUGUGAGCUCUGUCCAGACUGCAAUGAAGAAUAAGAGAUCAGCUCCGGCUCAGGGGGGCAAGCAGGAGGGCGGCUUGGACUUCCUGGGCAGCCUGAAGGCGAUGGACGACCUGCACCAGCUCUUCUUCAUGAUCCUCCUCAUCGUGUUGCUGUGGGAGUGCGUGUCCUGUCCUCUGGAGUGGACCGUAGACGACGGCUUGUACGAAUAUCUAGACUUUGCGGACGCCUCGGACCACUACAGCAACACCGGGAUGUGGGGGCUACUGGGGGCGGCGCUCGGCGUCGGUGGAACUGGGUUACUGGUCAGCACUUUGAACUGUCUCAUCGCCGCCAACACGCCCAGGAUCGCUGCACAUUUCUACUUCUACGCCGGCCUGGUGGCUCUGAUCCUCCCCGUGGCCAUGUCCCUCCCUCUACACCUGAACAAGAAGCGGGACCGGGCCAACAGGCUGCUGAAGGCCGUGCAGCUGAUCCGCGGUUCCCCCCACGCUCUGCUCUGCGCCUUCACCACCCUGCUGGUUGGGGUUGCAGGCUCAGCUGUGGAUAACUUCCUCCUGUGGCAGAUGCAGGAUCACGGCAGCAGCGAGCUCCACAUGGGGCUGUCUCUGGCCGUCGCUCUGCUCUCACAGGCCGCCUUCCCUCUGCUGGCCGGCCGAGUCUCCAAACUCCUCAGCCCGGGGAGGAUCCUCACCAUCGGGGCAGCCAGUUUGAGCCUGCAGUGCUUCUACUACUCGUUCCUGUGGUCGGCAUGGGCUGCUCUGCCUGCACAGCUGCUCAACUGCCUCAGCGCUGGAGCCCUCUGGUGGGCGGUGAAGGUCCAGUGUGAGGACGUUGCCACGGCGGGGGCAGAGAGGAAAGUGAAGAGGACCUACGAGUCUCUGUCUCUGCAUCUUGGAGGUGGGCUGGGGAGCUUUGCAGGAGGUUUUGUGGUGCAGCGGUUUGGGCUGGCGUGGCUGUUCAGAGGGGUAGCGGUGGGGUUGAUGCUGUGGUGUGUGUUUCUGCCUCUGCUCCAGUGGAAAGCCCCUCGCCAGCGCAGGAUUAACUACUCCCGUCUUCUGGCAGCCGAGGCGAGUGAAGCCAGCGACUCUGAGUCUGAGCAGGACAGAGACUGGCUGGAUAAAGCCGUGGACGCUGACGGAGGAAACAACAGCUCCGGACAGAGAAGAAACCACUGAACUCUGUAGUGUGAGAAAAGGACGCAUAGAAGUGUGCAGAGAUUCACAAAAAUCAUCAAAUAAUUUCUAUCAGCAUGGAUUGGAGCCUCACUCAGACACGUCACUGUUAACCCUGGAAAACCCACCGCUGCAAAAAUACGUCAGAUUUAGUUUUUAAAAUUAUAAUUUACUGUUUUUAUAUAUGUAUAUAAAUAUUCAUAGAAAUGAGAAAAAUAAGAUAAAACAAAAAAUGUUCUAGAGAAUUAAAAAAUAAUAAUUUUUAUAUAUAUAUAUAUAUAUAUAUGUGUGUGUAUAUAUAUAGUUGUUUUUUGUUUUGUUUAUUGUGGAGUUUUACAGGGUUAAUAUAAAGUAGCUCAGAGUGGGAUAAUUGAUUUUCCUCCCUGUCAGGUUUAAUUACAGUCUAAGUGUUGACUUUUAACUCUCAUUACUUUUUCAUCAGAAUUAAACGUCAUGGUAUCCCGUCUGUCCUUCCACCGGGCUCUACUGACAGAUUUAAGGACUCGUACAAUUUGCAUAAGCAGCCCUUGUGUUUAAAGCAAACAGCACAGGAGGAUUACAGGUGUGCAGAAACAGCUCAGACAUGACAAAAGACACACAGGAGCUUCCCACAAGGAGUGUAAACACAAAGCGUGUGCACAGGGUGAGGCCAGAGCGAGCUGGCAUCCUGUUUAACCGCACCUGAACAUGCGGUUUAUCUUGUGUAGAAAUCUGCUGUCAGGUGUCGCGUUUGUGGCUCUUUGCGAACUCCAGUGUGUGAACUGAUUAAAGAAGCUGAAGAGUGC
Acanthochromis polyacanthus (spiny chromis) is the source of this 3104-nucleotide messenger RNA. It is a transcript of the gene mfsd6l, whose product is annotated as major facilitator superfamily domain containing 6-like. The transcript is spliced from 2 exons. NCBI's taxonomy places the organism in Eukaryota, Metazoa, Chordata, Actinopteri, Pomacentridae. Gene Ontology annotation, cellular component: membrane. The record is from RefSeq and is a predicted model, not a curated record. Bases 565 to 2322 code for a protein of 585 amino acids.